Messenger RNA from Cuscuta campestris, 1049 nucleotides. The record is from the annotation of a GenBank genome assembly. NCBI's taxonomy places the organism in Eukaryota, Viridiplantae, Streptophyta, Magnoliopsida, Solanales, Convolvulaceae.
CCCAAAUCCACUACAAUAAUCCCUUUCCGCCAGAUUUGUUUCCCCCCCUGCCCUCUGGUUCUGGACUCCCAUCCUCCGUUCUUCCACAGAACACCUCCUCUCAGUUUUUAUGGCACCAGGCUUUCGUAUCCAUUGUUUUGGCAUCUCAUAGGUUGCCACAAUGCAGAGGUAUUUUGGUCUAUCUUUGCUGGCCAAACGAGCAUUCAGCACAUCUUCAAGCGGUGAUAAAGUUGUAGCGUCUGUCCUUUUUGAGAGGCUUCCAGUUGUGGUUCCAAAGAUCGAUCCCGUUGUUUAUGCCUUUCAAGAAUUUUCGUUCCGAUGGAAGCAACAAUAUAGACGGGAAUAUCCAGAGAAAUUAUUGAAAAAGGCUGAUUCCAGAGGGAAAGGCGAAUACCAUAUUGAUUAUACUCCUGCUCCUCGGACCACUGAGGCCGAUAAAUGUAAUGACACGAAGUCAUUAAACAGAGCACUUGACAAAAGGCUCUAUCUUCUCCUGUUCGGGACAACACUUUCUAGCAACGGGAAGCCCGUUUGGCAUUUCCCAGAAAAAGCAUAUGAAUCAGAAGAGACUCUACGCAGGUGUGCAGAGUCUGCUUUACAAUCUGUGAUUGGAGACCUCUCCCACACUUAUUUCGUCGGCAAUGCUCCAAUGGGACAUAUGGUCACCCACUUCAGCGAGAAUGCCAAUGAACCAUCACCAUCUCUAAAGCGCUACUUCUUUAAAUCCCAAGUGAUCGCGGCGAACAAGUUUGAUGUUCACAAGUGCAACGAUUUCGUUUGGGUGACAAAGUACGAGCUGUUAGAGUACUUUCCGGAACAGGCCGCAGCGUUCCUGAACAAGAUGAUCAUCAGCUGAUGUUGUUGCAGAGCAGGGUUUGUCAAUUUUGUAGGUUUUUUUUGACGUCGCCGGCCGUAAAAGUCUUUCUAUUCCCCCUUUGGUGAUGUUGUUCCUUGACAUGAUGGAUUCUCAGGUCCAAUUUGAAGUGUGUUUUUUAUAACUUCAAAAUCUGCAAACACAAAGAACAAGUAGAGUACUAGAGCAUUUGGAG